This is a messenger RNA of Gavia stellata (red-throated loon), 1023 nucleotides long. RefSeq names its product 1-phosphatidylinositol phosphodiesterase-like. Gene Ontology annotation, biological process: lipid metabolic process. The record is from RefSeq and is a predicted model, not a curated record. Gene Ontology annotation, molecular function: phosphoric diester hydrolase activity. NCBI's taxonomy places the organism in Eukaryota, Metazoa, Chordata, Aves, Gaviiformes, Gaviidae.
AUGGAGGCGCAGUGCCGGUGCAGCGCGGCGUUUGAUUGCACGUCCCAGCCAGCAGCCUACUGCCCUGACUGGAUGGCAGGGCUCCCCGAUGCCCUGCCCCUCUCCUGCCUCUCCAUCCCUGGCACCCAUGACUCCCUCAGCCUGUUUGGCGGCCGGCGCCUGCGGUGCCAGAGCUGGGGCCUGGAGGCCCAGCUGGCAGCCGGUGUCCGCUUCCUGGAUGUGCGCUGCAAGCUGGCACGGGGCGAGCUCCACGUCUACCACCUCUGCACCUUUCAGCGGGCCAGCCUGCGGGGGGUCCUGCGCCGCACCCUGCGCUUCCUCCGCGCCCACCCCGGCGAGGCCGUGCUCAUGCGCAUCAAGGAGGAGCUGCCCAUCUUCCCCCGGCCCGGCUUUGCCUCCCGGCUGCACCGCUGCUUGCUGGAGGAGGGACAGGGCUGCGUGUGGUGCCGGGAGGAGGUGCCAACACUGGGCCAGGCACGGGGGAAGAUCGUGGUGCUUGAGGCGCUGCCACAGGAGGUGCUGGGCAUCCCCUACGAGCAGCUGAGCAUCAGUGACGCCUGGAAUGUGCUCUCGCUGGAGCGCAAGUGGGCCCGGGCACGGCGGCACCUGGAGAGGGCAGCUGCUGGGGACCCCGCCACCAUGCACCUCACAUUCUGCUCCGGCAACGGGCUCUUCACCUGCCCGGAGGAGGUGGCCCGCUUCGUGAACCCCCGCUGCUACCAGCACCUGCGGCGCCGAGGGGGGCAGACCAUGCGUUGGGGGGUGGUCAUCAUGGACUUCCCCGGGGCAGGGCUCCUCCGGCUCAUCGUGGAAAGUAACGUCUCGCGGGCCAGCGGAUACAUCACGGCGGUCCCCAGCACCCCCAGCAUCCCUGUGGCGCCCCCGUGGCAGAAGGGAUGGGCGCCGCAGCCGGCACAGCUCCGCUCACUGCCCACGCCGGUGUCCAUCGGGACGGACGCUGCUCCCGGCCCCACGCCUCUGCCGAAGGACAUCAGCGCCCGUAGAGCAAAAGCAGGUUUCUAG